GCCCUACCCACUCCGCCAUUAGGGGCCACGGCUGUCAAUCACUGAGUCCCGGCCGGUAAAUCCCCGCCGGCGCCCGGUAAUUACCGAGCAUCUUCGAUGGAGAGGAGGACUCUUUGUUUACUAACAGUCCUCCUCCCUGUCCGCUCGGGUACACUGCUCUGGAUGGCUAGCAGUGUGAUUAAAGUAAAGCCCAAACACACCGCCCCCUAUGUAAAACACUCCCUGCACACAACUAACCCUUUGAUUGCCCCUCAUGUUAACCCCUUCUUGCCCAGUGCCAUUAGUACAGUGUUAGUGCUUUAUUUUAGCACUGAUCACUGUAUUGGUGUCACUGGGGAUGUCAGUGACACCAAGUCAGUUCCCCUCAGUGUCUGAACGUCUGCCGCAGUCCAGCUAUAAGUUGCUG
Molecule: messenger RNA, 406 nt
Organism: Staurois parvus
Lineage: Eukaryota; Metazoa; Chordata; Amphibia; Anura; Ranidae
Source: the annotation of a GenBank genome assembly